Messenger RNA from Magallana angulata, 944 nucleotides. Its product is annotated as melanocortin receptor 4-like. Gene Ontology annotation, biological process: G protein-coupled receptor signaling pathway. The transcript has a single exon. Lineage: Eukaryota; Metazoa; Mollusca; Bivalvia; Ostreida; Ostreidae. The record is from RefSeq and is a predicted model, not a curated record. The coding region runs from base 1 to 900 and encodes 299 amino acids. Gene Ontology annotation, cellular component: membrane. Gene Ontology annotation, molecular function: G protein-coupled receptor activity.
AUGAUCGAUAUAACUACAUCUGCUACCGACAACUUGGAUGAUAAUAUAAGCAAAAUUAUCCAAAGAGGAUUCAGAAAUAAUGUGACCUCAAAAGGAUUGACUUUGCAACUCGAUUAUAUUGACACGACUUUCGAUAUAACAUUCACCUGUGUGAUUUUUACUGUUGCGUUCUUUGGAUGCAUUGGAAACCUUGUUACAAUAGGUAAAAUUGUACUCGAUCCCAUAUACCAUACACCGACAUUUGCUGUUAUCGGGCAGUUGGCUUUGGCAGAUUUUCUAUCAGUCACAAUUGCAGCUUUUGUCAGAAUGACAAAUAUUAUGAACAUCUGCAACACCUGCUCGCAUUUUGUAUUCAUCGUGAACACUAGUGCUUUGAUUUCUUAUUCUCAUUUGUGUUUUCUGUCCAUUGUUAGAUAUUUAAUAACAGUACAUCCCCUACAAAGCAGACAACAUCUAACUGUAACAGCGGUGUGUUCGUGUUCACUCACAAUAUGGAUAUUUUGUGGUGUUUUUGAAGCUUUAUUAACAUAUACUACAGAAAAUUGGAUUUAUACCAUAAAACUAUCUUUAAUUGUCAAUGUUUUUGUAUUGUUAAUAGUCUGUUCUAUAAUUACCCUUUUGCAUGUGAAAAAGAUAAGAACAUUACGGAAUUCUUUGUCCGUAACAGAUCACUCACAGAGAAGAAUGAAUAUUGUUGUCACUGUGAUCAUUGGUAUAUUUGUAUUAUAUAGAUUGAUUUGGAUGGCAAUCGGUAUAAUAGUACUUAUUUGUUUUCAAGAAUUUUCAGAUGAACUAUACUAUCAAACGGAAGGCUUAUUUUAUUUUAGCAUUUUCAUUGAAUGCAUUAACUUUUCUUGUAAUCCUUACAUAUUAUUUUUGUCACAAUUUAUUUGCAGCUGAGCGUUUGUGCGUCUUAUAUUGCAUAAAUCAUUUUAUAUCCAAUA